AAUGAUUAACCCGUGGAUCUAUAAAUAUAAAACGGGUUUUAAUUCAGUAGUCAAUUUACUGACGCAAUAUUGGAUUAUCUUUGCGGUCAUGUUCUGUUCUAAUAUUAGCGUUUUGUUUUGAUUUUAGCAUAUUGUAUUUGAUGUUUAGCGGUUAAGCUUUAAAACAGAACAUUGUGUGCUCUUGCGAAACGUUGUUGAAUCAUUUAACUUAUUUCACGUCGUGAGAAAAUUAAAGCGUGAUAGCAAAGGGAUCGUGUACAGAUGAUGUAGUUCAUGAACUGAGAGAGCUGGCUUUAAUACAUGGACUUGUUGGCACAAUCUAUGAUGUGGGUGGAUUACAGUUGGAUAUCCAUGAAGCUGUGAUACCAAGAUAAAAAUGGGCUGUCCGCAAUCAAAGUCACGUGACCUUAACCCAGACGUUAACGGGACGGGUGACGUAAAUGGGCGUAAAAGCAGAAACGACGCCGUACGACCAGAACCCGAACAAUCUAAGCAUGCGCCCGCGAAAGCCACGCAUAACUUUAAUGAUGACCCAGCAGUGAUGGGCAUAAGUGAGAAUCUUCAACCCAUUAUACCCGCCAAUCCGAAUCCAAAUUUAGCCGCAAAGAAAUCGACACAUGCAGACGACAAUCAAAAGGCAUCCAAGUCGGUUGAAACAAACGUUGCAAACAAACCAACAAUAAGCAAUGCAAACGGUGAUGCAAAGCCAUUAGAAAUCCAACGGACUGAAUGCAACGAAGGUAAAACUUCACCACACCAUUCACAAACACUCACAACUGCAAAAUCAGCGUCUGAAGCAGCCGUUGCGGUUUCUUUACCCGAUUAUAAUUCAGAGAGCGAAUCUAACGCAGUGCUAAUGGAGAAAGAACAUAAUAAAAGAAAACUGAUCAAGAAAACGAUCGAAGAUCGAGAUGCUAUGAGCCAUGGUAAGGACACCGUGUUGACGAGCGCUUUUAUCCCUGACGUCGAUGCACCUGAUAGUCCGACGUAUAAACGUCGACUUAAGAGUGAAGCUGUUGACUUGAGCGACGUCAGUUUGUCGGAAAAAGCGUUGAACACGUCCCCCAAAGAGACGUCAAAAACACCAGUUCGAGACCCGGAUGUGAGUACCAACCAGACGCCUACGUCACUUCCGGACUUGUGCACUCCCGACGACAACAAGCCUAAGGAGAAGCCUAACCCGUGGGAAGGCUCAUCCGCGGUCAGACACAUCAAUGAGGGUCAGAUUCAGUACGGAAUACCAAAAGGUGUACCUGAACCGGCUCCCCCGAAAUCCCGGAAGUCCGACAUCGUGACGCCAACCACGUUUGUUUUGGCAGACAGAUUAGUGGACGAGGCUCCAAACGACGCUCUCGCCUUCAACAAACUCGCCGGUUACCUCACCGGAACCGUGAAAAAGAGUGAACUACAGAAAGCAGACGACGACGAGCCCGACGCCGGCGCGAACAAUCCUCAACUUCCGGCGGCAAAGCCCGUUAUAACACGAAAGAAGGACAUCGUCACUGACGUGCAGCUUCAGUUCAAGCACAUCGAUGAGAACGCAAAGAAUACCCCCGGGUCGUGCUUGCUGUCAGUGGACCGCCUGGCGUCACAUCUGUGCUCGGUCGCCACCUCAGAUCUAGAGAAGAUUCGAGCCUUCUACUUCUGGGUCUGUAAUAAUAUCAGUUACAUGUACGAUAAGGAAAAAACGUUGUCCGAUAAGUUGCGUUAUGAUGCGACGUCGACGUUACGUCAGGGGCAAGGAAGUUACGUCAACCUCAUGGCAGCUCUCUGCAAGGAGGUCAAUAUCCCUGUAGUUACGAUACCCGGAUGUUCCAAAGGUCUCCGCCACCAACCGGACAAGGAAUUCAAACUUGGCGAACGGAACCACAGCUGGAACGCCGUUUACUUUAACGGGGAGUGGCGUUUUCUGGAUUGCACGUGGGGGUCUGGAUACGUCGACGUCAGUGGUAAAUUCCAACGUCAGUUCGACGAGUUCUGGUUCCUGACGGACCCCGAGGUUUUCUGUUAUGACCAUUUCCCCGCACACCCUGCUUGGCAGCUCCUCGAAGAGCCGAUUGAAAUCGAAGAGUUCAACCAGAAGCCGUGCUUAACCGAGAAAUCAAGAGAGCUCGGAUUUAAGCUAAUUUCCCAUCGGGAACCGAUCGUGUACUUUAGCAACGAAGUCACUAUCUCGUUUGCAACCGAGAAUUAUCCGCUGUCGAAUAUAACUGCGGACCUGCGCGACGAGGGCGGAACAGAAAUAAAUUCGCGCAGAUGUAUGAGGCGUCUGGACAAUAAGACGUUUGAGGUGCGCGUUGUUCCGCCGGAAGUGGGCGAAUAUACGCUAAAUCUUUAUGGAAAGGCUAGAGACUAUCUUCAUGCCAAGUUCCGGAAGCUAGUAGAUUAUACGUUACGGUGUAACGGUGUGUAUCCAACGCCAACAGAGUUUCCAGAUCAUAAAAAGGCCUGGGGUCCUGAACCGAACUACGCAGAGCUAGGAUUUACAGACGCGAUUCAGUCAAUGUCAGUGUUCUCACGCGACUCCGCGGAAAUGUCAAUAGAGCUAGAGCAAACCAGGCUGGUAACAAUUCUAGCCGAACUUAAGGCCUCGAGUGACGACAAAAAAGAACUAGAAGGUUACACGAUGGUUACAGCUCGUGAAAAUUCGCAAACUGUUCAUAUAAGGUUUCCAGCACUAGGAUAUUAUCGCCUUGAUUUAUUUGCAGAGGGAAAAACGGAGAAAUUCGAAUUUGCGGCCAUGUUUCUUUUGGAAUGCACAGCAAACGCAACAAAUGUGAAGAAGUUCCCCAAAUUCAACGCGGACUCUGUUGCGAAACACAUUUGCGAAAUACUUGAGCCAAAGGACUACGAAAUUUCCGCGAAGUCAACGAUCAGUUUCAAAAUUCGGUCUUUGAAAUCGAAAAACGUCAUGGUCGGUGUGCCAGUUGAGGAAUCGUAUGGGUCGCGCAUGGAAAAGUUGGGAGAUCUAAAGGCAGACGAGGAGUGUGUGUUUUCCGGUACAAUAAAAACGCCGGGUCCCGGAAAGACGGUGUAUAUAUCGGGUUCCGCGGCGCCUCCCAAUGUCUUCUGGAGUCGUCUGUAUGAAUAUAUCACCAAGUGAUGUCGAAGUUUAGGAAAUGUUACAGCAGAAUACAAUGGUGCUUCGACCUGUACCCUUUUGGUCCCACUCUUUGUGAUAGUAAGAAAUCGAUUAUUAUUAAAUCUUUGUUGUAUAUUUUGAAUUAAGAACAAAGAUACGAUUGAAAAGCACUAUUCCUAAGUCAUUUUUUAAAAUUUGCAAACUGUUAUAACUUUUAAUUUGUUCCCUAAUUUAAGCAUUUGUUUGGAUGUGCAAUGAUAUUUGAUUGAAACAUAGAUCUAACAAUAUAUUAAGAGAUCUUUAAAUAAAGAAAACAAUUGUAUCAUAUAUUUUACUCAUAUAUACAUGUACAUAUAAUAAAUAGUUUAUAA
Molecule: messenger RNA, 3453 nt
Organism: Dreissena polymorpha
Lineage: Eukaryota; Metazoa; Mollusca; Bivalvia; Myida; Dreissenidae
Exons: 8
Coding region: 377-3103 (908 amino acids)
Source: RefSeq, a predicted model, not a curated record